This is a messenger RNA of Theobroma cacao (cacao), 1845 nucleotides long. Its product is annotated as Tetratricopeptide repeat (TPR)-like superfamily protein. Gene Ontology annotation, molecular function: protein binding. The record is from RefSeq and is a predicted model, not a curated record. NCBI's taxonomy places the organism in Eukaryota, Viridiplantae, Streptophyta, Magnoliopsida, Malvales, Malvaceae.
CCUCUCUAAAUCACAUCGAUUCUCCCUCACACUUCUCUUCACUCUUCUCUCCAAAGCCCUCUCUUCUCUCAUUUCCAUCUUCCUCCAUCUUUGAAAUCACUGCAAAAAGACAAAGAGAAAAGGAAAGAAUUAAGGAAAAUACUGUGUUUUCGAAGAUGUUGCAAGAUGUGUGGAAUGCUCAUCCCGGAUUCAGGCCUUCGAAAUCGGCCCCUACUUCUCCGGCGAAGCCACUCGGGGUUUCGAGAACUCGUUCUGAGUCCUUUCAUGCCAUCCACAAAGUCCCAGUUGGUGAUACUCCGUAUGUUAGGGCCAAGAAUGUUCAAUUGGUGGAUAAAGAUCCAGAGAGGGCGAUUCCUUUGUUCUGGGCAGCCAUCAAUGCUGGGGAUAGAGUGGAUAGCGCUUUGAAAGAUAUGGCCAUUGUGAUGAAGCAACAAAAUAGAGCAGAGGAAGCCAUUGAAGCUAUCAAGUCGCUUCGUAGUAGAUGCUCAGAUCAAGCCCAGGAGUCUCUUGAUAACAUUCUGUUGGAUUUGUACAAGAGAUGUGGAAGAUUGGAUGACCAAAUAGCAUUGUUGAAGCACAAGUUGUAUUUGAUUCAACAAGGUCUGGCUUUCAAUGGAAAGCGCACCAAGACAGCCCGGUCUCAAGGAAAGAAAUUUCAGGUCUCUGUGGAACAAGAAGCAACUCGGUUGCUGGGAAACUUGGGAUGGGCAUUGAUGCAGCAGAACAACUAUAUUGAAGCAGAAGAUGCUUAUCGCCGGGCACUUUCGAUUGCUCCUGAUAAUAACAAGAUGUGUAAUCUGGGAAUUUGCUUGAUGAAGCAAGGUAGAAUUGGUGAGGCUAAAGAAACUUUGCGAAGAGUGAAACCAGCAGUUGCGGAUGGACCAAGAGGCGUAGAUUCCCAUCUCAAGGCCUAUGAGAGGGCACAGCAGAUGCUCAAGGAUCUUGAGUCUGAGAUGAUGAAUAAGGGAGGGGACAGGAUUGAACAGAGCCGUCUCUUUGACGCUUUCCUUGGUUCUUCAUCAAUUUGGCAGCCUCAGCCUUGCAAGGAUCCUAUCAGCUUGCCAGCAGCAAAUGCAGUAAAACCACAUGAUGAUUUUGCCGAUGAGAAUGUUAAUUCGAAUAUAAUGGCAAACCAGAUGGCGAUUCCACAGCAGACAAGUGCCAAAUUAGUUGCUUUUCCAUUUGGAAAUUCUCUAAAUAUUGAUGCACCACCGUUCUACUCAUCAAAAUUGGGAAUUGCAAAAGAUCCAUUUGGGAAUCAAUUGCAUGAGACCCUUAAAAGAACAAGGUCCGGGAACUCUGCUAACUCCAUGAGAGUGAAUGAAAUGGGAGACCACACAAAGCCUUUCUCUGCAGAACUGGAAAAACCAGAGAUUAAGACAAGAAGGCUCUCUCCUUCAUCUGGGGAGAAAGGAGACAAACUGACAGAUUUAUUACCCGAUAGCGAAGACUUUGAAGAGGCUAUCAUUGCUGCAGUUCUUGGCCCAACAAAUGAACCAGGGAAGGGGGUUGAAACCAGCAAUCCAAAGAUCUUUCCAAAGAAAAUUGAUAAGAGGCUCAAGGUUUUCCAAGACAUUACUCUUUCUUUGAGUCCUAGAGCCUGACUUAACCUAGUCCCGUUUAACAGUCUUAACUAAUUUAAUUUCUUAAGUUGUACUCUUAGGUUGGAGAUGAACUUGUUCUCCUUGACUCCUAUUCCUGUAGAAGAAGAAGGGGUAGCAGGUCUUAAGGUGGUAGUAGCCACCUAAGAAUUAUUUAUUCACAUUUUAUUUAUAUAUGUAUGCCUCUCGAAUAAGGCAAAUCCACAUCCAUCAAAAUAAUAAGUUCAGUUCAGCACUACCACAA